Messenger RNA from Dendrobium catenatum, 4332 nucleotides. RefSeq names its product DNA repair protein RAD50. NCBI's taxonomy places the organism in Eukaryota, Viridiplantae, Streptophyta, Magnoliopsida, Asparagales, Orchidaceae. Gene Ontology annotation, biological process: telomere maintenance via telomerase; chromosome organization involved in meiotic cell cycle; double-strand break repair. The record is from RefSeq and is a predicted model, not a curated record. The transcript is spliced from 27 exons. Gene Ontology annotation, molecular function: ATP hydrolysis activity; single-stranded telomeric DNA binding; G-quadruplex DNA binding. Gene Ontology annotation, cellular component: condensed nuclear chromosome; Mre11 complex; nucleus. The coding region runs from base 163 to 4113 and encodes 1316 amino acids.
CUUGAGCUGGCCCAUUGCCGAAGACAAUUUCCCGCUACUCUCUAUUUUUUUUUUCUUCUCCGAGAAGCAGAACAACCAGGUCGAAAAAUCCUCACAAAAGCCCUUCGAAUACCCUCUCUCUUCUUCACGCGAUCAAGCCAAACCUGGAGUCAUCGAGCAAACAUGAGCACCGUGGACAAGAUGUUGAUCAAAGGUAUACGGAGCUUCGACCCGGAGAACAAGCAUGUCAUCGCCUUCUUGAAACCCCUCACCCUCAUCGUUGGCCCCAAUGGCGCCGGCAAAACCACCAUCAUUGAAUGCCUUAAGCUCGCGUGCAGCGGGGAGCUGCCUCCCAACUCCCGCUCGGGCCACAGCUUUAUCCACGACCCCAAGGUUUUGGGCGAGACGGAGACUAAGGGGCAGAUCAAGCUUCGGUUCAAGACUGCUGCCGGGAAGGAUGUGGUGUGCAUACGCUCCUUCCAGCUCACACAAAAAGCUUCCAAGAUGGAGUUCAAGGCCCUGGAGAGUGUACUCCAAACCAUCAAUCCCCACACUGCAGAGAAGGUAUGCCUCAGUUAUAGAUGUGCCGACAUGGAUAGGGAGAUUCCAGCUCUGAUGGGUGUCUCCAAAGCUAUCCUUGAUAAUGUCAUAUUCGUCCACCAGGAUGAUUCAAAUUGGCCGCUACAGGAUCCAUCAACACUGAAGAAGAAAUUUGAUGACAUAUUCUCCGCCACUCGUUACACGAAAGCCUUGGAGGUCAUAAAAAAGCUUCACAAGGAUCAAGCACAGGAAAUAAAGACAUAUAAACUGAAAUUGGAGAAUCUCCAAACUCUUAAAGAUGCAGCAUAUAAGCUCCGUAACAGCAUCUCUCAAGAUGAAGAAAAAAUUGAAUCUCUAAAAAUUCAAAUUAAGGAAUGGGAGAGGAGUAUUCAAGGUGUUGAGAGUAAAAUCCUUCAUGGAGAAACUACCUUAAAAGAGUUGCGUAAACUUCAGGAUCAGAUAUCGUCCCAUACUACUGCAAGAAGCACUUUGUUUAAACUUCAACAGACUCAAUAUGCUGCCCUUGCCGAGGAAAAUGAAGAUACUGACGAGGAGUUAAAAGAAUGGCAAACAAAAUUUGAAGAAAAGAUAGCACUGUUUGAAUCUAAAAUAAGUAAGCGGGAGAGGGAGAUGAGCGAUGAAGAGACCAAAAGUUCUUUACUUUCACAGGCAAUCAAUGAUUCUAUGCGGGAGAUUGGAAAGCUUCAGGCUGAAAGUGAUGCAAACAUGUCAGUGAAGCGAGAAUAUGAUUCAACAAUUCAAAGAAUUUUUGUGAAGUACAACGUUGGAUCCCUACCAGAUGCUCCUUUCAGCAUUGAGCAGGCAAACAACCUUACAAAUAAAAUAAGAACAAGGUUGUUCGUUCUUGAAAAAGAUUUACAAGAGAGGAAGAAAUCUAAUGAAGUAGAACUCAAACUUUUGUGGGAGCGCUAUGUUACAAUGAAUACUCGUUGUAGUGAAAUUGAAGGUCAAAAGCAAGCUAAGAUUCAAUCUAAGGUUGGUAUAUCAAACCGCAUCAAAGAGAGAGAGACAGAGCGUGAUCUUGCAGAACAAGAGCUGUCAAGCCUUAACCUGUCACAUAUAGAUGAAAGGGAAAGAAACCUGCAAAUAGAGGUUGAGAGGAAGACUCUGGUACUAGGGGAAAAAGAUUUUGAGUCUGCCAUAAAUCAAAAGAGAACAGAAAUAUUUAGCUUGGAACAAAAAAUUAGAGCUCUUUAUCGUGAAAAGGAUGUUAUGGCAAGCGAUUCAGAAGAUCGAGUUAAGCUAGAUUUGAAGAAGGAAGAAUUUGAAAGCUGCAAGAGAAAGCAGAAAAAAAUAUUGGAUGAACUUAAAGAUAAAGUUCGAACCGUGUUAAAAGGGAGGUUGCCUUCAGAAAAGGACCUGAAAAAGGAGAUUGUGAAUGCCUUCGGAUCUCUAAAGAAAGAGUAUGAUGAGUUGAACUCAAAAACUCUUGAAGCGGAGAAGGAGGUGAAAGUGGCCCAGAUGAAAAUACAAGAUUCCAAGAGUCAUCUAGCCAAACUUCGGAAAGAAAUGGAUGCCAAGGGAAGAUUUCUCGAGUCCAAACUGCACUCUAUGAUUCAACAGUCUGAUAUUAUCGACUCCUUUCCCAAAGUUUUGGUUGAAGCAAUGGAGAAAAGAGAUGUGCAGAAAAGUAAAUACAACAUUGCUGAUGGGAUGAGACAAAUGUUUGACCCUUUUGAAAGGGUUGCUCGUGCCCAUCAUAUUUGUCCAUGCUGUGAGCGACCUUUCACUCCUAAGGAGGAGGAUGAUUUCGUUAGUAAGCAAAGAGUAAAAAGUGCUAGCUCUGCAGAGCAUAUGAAGGUAUUGGCAGUUGAGUCAUCAAAUGCUGACUCACAUUUCCAGCAGUUGGACAAGCUGCGUAUGAUUUAUGAAGAAUAUGUGAAACUUGGGAAAGAGAACAUACCUUUAGCGGAAAAGAAUUUGCAAGAGUUGAUGGAAGAUCUCAAUCAGAAAUCUCAAGCUUAUGAUGAUCUCCUUGGCGUUAUGGCUCAUAUCAAGGCUGAGAAGGAUACUGUGGAAAUUUUGGUGCAACCUGCAGAAUUGUUUGAAAGGUUAUUUCUUGAAAUUCAGAAUUUGAAACCUCAAAUUGAGGAUUUGGAGUAUAAACUUGAUGCUCGAGGGCAAGGAGUGAAAUCUGUGGAGGAAAUUCAAUCACAGUUGAAUGCAUUGCAAAGCAAAAGGGAUGCCUUGAGUUCUGAAGUAGAAAAUUUGAGAGAAGAGCAGAGAUUCUUGAGUGAUGAUUUAUCUAACAUACAGAUGAGGUGGCAUGCUCUUAGAGAGGAGAAGUUAAGGGCAUCCGGUAUAUUACAUAAAGUGAAAAAAGCAGAAGAGGAAUUGAUUCUUUUAGCUGAAGAAAUGGCUCAAGCGGAGUUUGAUGAGAAGCAUUUAGCAGAAUCUCUUCUUCCCUUGUUGAAGGAUAAAGAGAAGGCAGUUCAGGAACACACAAAUUUGAAAACAAAGUUGGAUCAGGAAUAUGAGGAACUGGCCGAAAACAAAAGAAAUUUUCAACAGGAAUUUGAAAUGCUUCUAAAACUUGCUUCUAGGAUCAAAGAGUACCUGGACUCAAGGAGGGAUGAAAAACUGAAGGAAUUGCAGGACAAACUCCUCUUAUCUGAGUCUCAGUUGCAGGAAUGUGAGAGCAAGAAACAGGAAAUUUUAGCGGAUUUAAACAAGAGUAAAGAGGUACUUAUUAGUCAAGAUCAAUUAAAAAGAAACAUAGAUGACAACUUGAAUUACAGAAAAACAAAGGCGGAAGUGGAUGAACUUACUCGUGAGAUUGAAUUACUUGAGGAAAAAGUACUAGCCAUUGGAGGAACUUCUGCCAUUGAAACUGAAGUUAAAAAACAUCUAAAAGAAAAAGAAAGGCUUCUGUCAGAGCUGAAUAAAUGUCAAGGUACGAUUUCCGUUUACCUAAGUAAUGUAUCAAAGAACAAGCUUGAUCUUAAGCAAGCACAGUACCAUGACAUUGACAAGCGCUACUUCAACCAACUCAUCCAACUCAAGACCACAGAAAUGGCAAAUAAGGACCUUGACAGAUACUACGUUGCACUUGAUAAGGCACUCAUGCGGUUUCACUCCAUGAAAAUGGAGGAAAUAAAUAAGAUCAUUAGAGAGCUAUGGCAGCAGACCUACCGAGGGCAGGACAUUGAUUACAUAAGUAUACAUUCUGAUUCAGAAGGCAUUGGAACUCGAUCCUACAGUUACCGAGUCCUUAUGCAAACUGGUGAUGCUGAGUUGGAAAUGCGUGGAAGGUGCAGUGCUGGUCAAAAGGUUCUUGCUUCUCUUAUUAUAAGAUUGGCACUAGCCGAGACAUUUUGUCUUAAUUGUGGAAUACUUGCAUUGGAUGAACCUACUACUAACCUGGAUGGUCCAAACACCGAAAGUCUUGCUGCGGCCCUCUUGAGAAUUAUGGAAGAUCGCAAGGGGCAAGAAAAUUUUCAGCUAAUUGUUAUCACCCAUGAUGAACGUUUUGCUCAGCUGAUCGGUCAGCGGCAACAUGCUGAGAAAUACUAUCGUGUUACCAAGGAUGAGCAUCAACACAGCAUAAUUGAAGCCCAGGCGAUAUUUGAUUGAUGGUAAUUCCUACCAUACAAAUAUUGCAUGUCGUUCAGAAAUUCCAUGAUACCAUAGUCGCCCACAUUGUCAUCCUUGUUUGGAUGUAUUCUAGAGCUGGCAUACUAAUUUUGUUACGCUAUUAUCAAAUGCUGCAACAGUUAUAUACUAAACGUCUUUCUACACAUUUGUGUAAGGACUUGAUCAAGGUUUGAUAUGCAGCAAGUUCUCUUUGAAGCA